Molecule: messenger RNA, 6253 nt
Organism: Aedes aegypti (yellow fever mosquito)
Lineage: Eukaryota; Metazoa; Arthropoda; Insecta; Diptera; Culicidae
Product: protein Gawky
Exons: 11
Coding region: 883-5472 (1529 amino acids)
Biological process (GO): positive regulation of nuclear-transcribed mRNA poly(A) tail shortening; miRNA-mediated post-transcriptional gene silencing
Cellular component (GO): nucleoplasm; P-body
Molecular function (GO): RNA binding; protein binding
Source: RefSeq, a predicted model, not a curated record
UACGCACACACAUCCAAUCGAGGAAAAAAGCUACACAAUGGCGAAUCUGGAAUACCUUUGAUGUGACAUAUUUUUCUCGAUGUUCGAUUGAAAAAGUGAUUUUUCUGGUUAAAAUUGGCGAAAAACCUGCUCCCGGUGACCUUUCCGGUACGAAGAAUCGACGUGUAGUGAAAAUAGGCACCCAUUGUUGGAUGUGCUUGAUUUUUAGGCCGAUUGAAAUUGGGGACGGUACCAGUGGAAGGUGAAAUAUUUUUUUUUUCUCGUCGGUCUGAUCGCGGGCGAAAUGACCUUAUAAGAAAAUAAUAUUUUUGGUGUUCUAAUCGGUUAUUGGUGGUCCAAAUCAUUCCCCAACUGUUCCCCGAUUGGGGAGAAACAGUGAACUAGUGUGUGAUUAAGGACUAGAACCGAAUCUCGACUAUAAUGUGCCACAAGAAGACGGAAAAAUGUGUAUGAAGGACCAAAAGUACGGAAUGAGAAUUUCACUUCCACAAAAUGGUAGCAGCAGAAAUUGAUGUCGUCGUCAAAUUCUACUUCUGCAUGGAAAUACCUUCACUAGCCAAAGACAAUUAAAACACUUGUGCAAAGAGGUGCCGCAGUGAGUGUAUGCCAUACUUGGGGAACUAAUCCCAAGAUUUCGAAGGAGAUAUCAUAAAUACCUACUAAGAACACAGGGAUUCCCUUGGAAAAUCGUUCUCGACAAACACUGCACAGGAAAGUGUGACAACUGUGAUAAAUUCAACUAAGCAGCAUCCUUAUGUUCUUGCCCUAGGAGAUCUGAACUCCGUCCAAGUGAGGAAAAAGGACAUCUAGGUGCUUCAUGUUAUUGGACCGGUAGGGUAAAAACUUGUGGCGUUGACUAAUGCUUUCUAAGUUCUAAUUAUCAUGGAGAUGAUGAAAAGUAGCACCAGAAAUCCCAGCAUCGCAUUGGUUCGAUUCAGAUUGAACCCACUCAUACGCGGCGUCAACAUUCCGACAAUGUUCCACCGUAAAACGCACGGUGAUAUGUCAAAUGUCACUAGAGCUGAAAAAAGUUCUUCUACUUCCAUCACAUCUAGCGUGGAAGUGGCCUUCCCGUAUCUGAACAAGUCUGACUAUAUCUACUUGACACAAUCAACGGACAGCGACUGUGAGUGCACCUUCUCGCUGAUCACAAGAUUUCCAUUGGAUGACUUCGGCGCCAACAAGGCGUUCGUUAGCCAUAUUACUGAGCUGAUGCAAACCACUAAUUCUGUGACUAUGAAAUGUGAUUUUAAUGCUUACCUGAAUAAUGUUAGUAUUAGUCGUAAUCUACCACUAGCUGAAUGUACUACUUUAAGCUGCGACCGACAAAAACUGAUCAACGAGCAGAAAAUUGACGACGUGUCUCCAUCAUGUUCCAGACAUAGCUCGUAUACGAAAUUCGACGAUUUACUGGCAAUGAUCGCCAAUGAGAAGACGCUGCUGCAACGUCUCGUUUCAGAAUCUCAAGGAAGACUACGGCCUCGCAUGCGUUUGUGUGGUGGUGGAGAGGACUCGGUCAAUAAUGGCACCAGUGCCUGGGGAACCCCUCCGACAUCCGCCAACAGUACUAGUGCUUGGGGCAUGGCAAACCAACAACCGCCGCAAGCAUGGGGCGGAACGCCAGGCAAUAGCAAUGCAAACAGUAAUAAUACUAGUAAUAAUAACAAUCAACCAGCAACGAGUCAAUCGCAACGGCAGCCAUCACAAUCACAGGAUCAAAAUGCGAACAAAGCGCCGCAACAGGGGCAAAAUACCACCAGCAACAGCACACCGAACGCUUGGAACCGAAAUCCCACGCAGCCCACAGGGCUGAACCCAAAUACUGCUAACAAUAAUUUACAACUGCAACAGCAGCAACAACAACAGCAACAGCAGCCAACACAACAGCAGCAAAUAGCCCUUGCCAACAACGGACCCAUUGCAGCAAAAAGCCAAUUGGAGCAGCUGAGUAAUAUGCGUGAAGCGUUGUUCAGUCAGGACGGCUGGGGAUGCCAGAAUGUUAAUCAGGAUACGAACUGGGAAGUUCCUGGGUCACCGGAACCUGGAAAGCCGGAAAAUAAUGCACCACCCGGUGGAUCUGGAGGAGGCAAUGGACCGAACCCGUCCGCCACAGGAUGGAAACCUUGUAAUACCAACAAUGGCACAGAGCUAUGGGAGGCAAAUCUGCGCAACGGUGGUGCGCCUCAAGCACCACAACCAGUGCAAAAAGCCCCAUGGGGUCCGGCAUCCAACAUUGGAGGCACAUGGGGCGAAGACGAUGAUUCAGGUGAGGCCAACGUUUGGAACGGUGGUGCAACAGCAAAUCCACAAGCAGCAGCUCCACCUGCUUGGGGUCAGAAUAACCCUGCCAUGUGGCCACCAGGCAACGCUUCUGGACCAAAUACGGCCGCGGUUAAAAAAGAAAACGAAUGGGGAGGAGUUGGUGUGAUUGGUGGCAACACCGCUGCCAAUCCAACUGUGCCGCCAGCAGUUUCCGGAUGGGAUGGAAGAAAUGCAGCCGCUCCAUCUGUUAAUAUUCCAGGCCCGAUUGGGCAAAACACUCCAAUGGAUACAGCUCGAGAUAUUCGUGGCGAUCCUCGUGGCAUAUCUGGCCGUCUGAAUGGUAACGUUGGAAUGUGGGAUCAACCAAAUGUCCCGAAUCUAUCGGCUGCUGCAAAAAUUGCACAAGGGCCUCUUCCUACAGUAACCAGCGGUGGCGGCAACCAAUGGAAUGCGCCUAUUCCUAACAAAUUGCCUGGAGCAUGGGACGAUUCGUCCCCAUCACUAAACACAAGACCAUCGUUAGAUGAUGGACCGAAUGCGAUAUGGAAUCAAGGACCUUUGUCACGUCAAAAUUCGAAUGCUUCUAACUGGAAAGAUAUGCCAGAUAAUGUUUCACGGAAUUCCGUAUCACGAAAUCCUGCUGGAAAUAUGCUCGUUGGUGGGCCAGUUGCACGAGGCAUGCGUUUGGGUGGAAUGAAUCCUGGUAUGAAACCUGACAGCAAUAUGUGGGGUCAAAACCAAGGAAUGCCAUUGAAUGGUUCAUGGGAUGACGGCGGAUGGGAUGAUAAGGCUUUGGGUGCUAAUGUACCUUGGAAUGACUUUGGUCAAAAUAAUCUCUGGAAUAAGGGAAAGCAAGGUAGUGGUGGGUGGCCUGAUUCUAGUGAUAUGAUUGGCGGCGGUGGUGGCGCAAGCGCAGACUGGAACAUGAAUAAACCACAGAACAAACUCAGUCAGGCUGAUUUUAUUCGGAAGAGUAAUCAGUAUCGGAUGCUUUGUGAGAAUGGUUUCAAGAAAGAAGAUGUUGAAUGUGCUCUCCGAAAUACUAACAUGAAUUUCGACGAAUCGUUUGAUAUAUUGCAACGUCAUUGUGCAACUGGUGGCCUGGGCGAUUGGAGACGCCCGGAUGAUCAUUCGGCAAGUGGAUUCGACGCUCCUUUCAACAACCGGUUCCCAGCGGGUCAUGGAUCGGGAAUGCCAUUUUCACAGAAUCUCCUGAACAAUUUACCGGGCGUUGGAGGCACUAAUCCCAAUCUGGCUGCUUUGAACAGUAUCAAGUACCUGUCUCAAGGUCCAGUAGCCGGUCAUUCGUCAUAUUCGCAAGGACCGAAUCCGUUAGCUACUGCAUCCGCAUCAAACCCACAAAACGCCCAAGCACAACCUUCGACUCAACAAUUGAGAAUGCUCGUGCAACAGAUACAGAUGGCAGUUCAUGCCGGUUUUCUGAACCACCAGAUAUUGAAUCAGCCCCUUGCUCCUACGACUUUGUUGUUACUCAACCAGCUACUCAGUCAGAUACGACAAAUGCAGCACAUUCAAAACAACCUCGCUCGAAGUGGUGGAGCUACCGGUGUUAGUACCGUGCAGCUAACAAUGCAAAUCAACAAACACAAGGCGCAGAUCUCCCAGCUUCAGCAACAAAUAGCAGCGCAGCAAGCAAUUUACGUUAAGCAACAGCAACAACCACAGCAGCAGCAUCAGCCUACAGGUCCCCACCAGCCACCUGUAACUCCAGGGGGGAUGAACCCGGGCCUUGGCGGGGCUGAUUAUCUGCGCCAACAAGACCUUGUCUCUUUGCAAAGCAACUUUGCAGAUAUGGCUCUUGGAAAAGAUCCAGUGACCUCCAGUGGAGGAUUUCCAACCAGUGCUGCAGCUGCGGCCGCCGCCGUUGCUGCAGUCAAUAACAGCGCUGGUGGCGCUGCAGUGAACGCCGGAAUUGCUGCCGGUGCCACUGGUAUUACUAGUCAACAGUCUCGCCUGAACCAGUGGAAACUGCCAUCGCUUGAAAAAGAAAGUGGCGCCGGUGGUGCUAAUGAUCUCACUGAUUUUUCUCGUGCUCCUGGCACGACCGGAAAAUCAACUUUAUCAACGGCAAGCUCGAACAUGAGUUCUCUAGGUUUACAAGACGGAACGUGGUCGUCUGGACGUUCUCACAUGGCUGAUGGUUGGCCUGACCAAACCUCUACUGGCAGUGAUCCGGAUAACAAGGAUUGGAAUUCACCACAGGAUAAUGCUGCAUUCUCCGACCUAGUGCCUGAGUUCGAACCAGGCAAACCGUGGAAGGUAAAGGGUGCGCAGAUGAAAAUUGACGACGAUCCAAGUAUUACCCCUGGUAGUGUGGCUCGCAGUCCGUUGUCUAUUGCAACAGCAAAGGAGACUGAUUUGUUCGGUACCGCUGGCAAAGCAUCGCCGACAGAUUCAAUGGGUCUCACGUCUUCCACAUGGGGCUUCAACUCAUCACAUCCAACUGGUGGAAAGCUGGCUGGCAAUGCUGCCAAAAAUACAUGGCCUGAUACGAUAACAUCCACCACUGCAAGCAGUAGUUCUGAUCUCUGGGGAGCUCCGGUGGGAAAACCCACGCGUGGACCACCACCGGGACUGGGUGCUAACAAAAAUGUGUCGUCCGCUCCCAAUGGCUGGCCCGGCAGCAGUGGUGUUCAAAGAUCCGGUUCGGGCGGUAACUGGCCGAGUGGAUGGGGGUCGUCGUGGCUUUUACUAAAAAAUCUAACUCCACAGAUUGAUGUCGCUACGCUUAGAACGCUCUGCAUGCAACACGGGCCAUUACAAAAUCUGCAACUGUACGCCAACCACGGUUUGGCACUGAUCAAAUACUCUUCUCGCGAGGAAGCAAACAAGGCUCAACAGGCGCUCAACAACUGUCCACUUGGAAGUAGUACUAUCGGGGCCGAAUGUCCCAGCGACACCGAGGUGCAGGCCUAUCUACAACAGCUCGGAACGCAAGCUGGAAGCAUCACUAGCAACGCCAUGGUGGCACCACCCAACAGCAGUGGUGGAGUAACGAGCGUUGCCCAAUCCUGGCGCCAAGCUCCCAGAACUGGCGGCUCUGACACCUGGGGCUCCGGGUGGCCACCUACUAGCACUGGCACUGGCAGUAUGUUCUGGGCACCGAUCGAAGGCGCCACCGAACGGAGCACACCUUCCAAUCUGAACUCAUUUUUGCCAGAAAGUUUACUAGGAAGCGAGUUGAACUAGAAAACCUUCUCCAACAUAGAAUGGUCUCGAGCCCUAUUUAGGCAUUGAAAGUCUAAUUAUAAACAUACUUAUCCAUUUUUCUACAAGGUUGUGUUUUUACAUAUGUUUUAAAAAUAUGUAUAUUUAUUGUUUUCCUUUAUUUUGGUGAAAUAAAAUUACACAGGAACUGUCGUCCAACAUGUUAUCAACUUUUCUUUUCAAACGUGUAUUUUUAUCAUUCUAUUGAGAGAAAAAUAAAGCAAACAAACCAGUCAUUGUGCCCAUAAGGGCACUAUUCUAUUACAUUUAGAAAAUGCUAAAACGAACAUAAAUGCAAUUCACAAAGGUGAUUCUCAGUGUUUUUACGAUGAACUGUUAUUGUUUAGAUUACACAAGAAAACGCGUACAUAGAUCUGUUACUCUCGAGUCGCGACAAUACCUUCAGAGGAAGACAACGGACAUAUAGUCGACUAUUGAAGAAAAAAAAAAGCGAUUGCAACAUCAUUUUUAUAUGAAAAAAAGUUUUAAUCUUCGUAGCAAAAUAAAAUAAUAAUAGAAAAGCAUACACUUUGCAGUGAAUAAACAAAAGGAGACAUAAAUCUAGUAUUAAUGAAAUGAUAAAAAAUAGCUGUCUAAGUCAGUUUUUUAGAUUUUAAGACAAGUAGUGGUAAUGAAAACCAGAGAUAUAGACAUUUGAAGUAUAUAAGAAAAUUAAAACUAUAUUUAUUAAUUUUAAUAUACAUCAAGGCGAGAACAUUAAAUUUACUGUAUAUGAGAAAUAUACAUAAAUGUUAUUAUUGAA